GAAUCUCAUUCCUUCGUAUAAAAAUCGCUCAAGCAGACAAACGGGAAUUAAUGCUGGAAUCGAAGAGGGGGAAUGAACAAACAAUCGCCUACAAAAUUAUUCAAGUGCAGUGAAUGAAUUCAAUCGUUUGCUAUUGAAUCUCCUCACAAGGUCACUCUGUUGGCUAUUCUAGUUUCAUUUGAAAUCAGGUUCAUUAAGUGGAUUGAACUUAUAGCCUCCUACGAUGGAAAACAAUGGUAUAAAAGCUGAAUUUCGUAAGCCUUCUUCUGAAACAGUUGGCAGGAAGUAUAGACGUCGAUCUUCUGUUAGUGGGUCGUCGUCAUCAGAUGAAAGUCCUAAACGAGACCGCAGUUAUAGUCCAAAGCUCUCGAGAGAUGAUGCUUCAAAAGACUCUGAACGAAAACCAAGGAGAAAAGAGGAUGAAAGAGAAUUGAAUAAGGAUUCAGGAAAUCAUCAUAGUCGAAAUUCUGAUUCUUAUAGAUAUUCUGAUCGGAAAUCCUCAAGAACUUCGCAUGGCUACUCUAGGCAUGAUGAUUAUGCCAGACAUGACAAAUAUGCGGAUGAAGACAAAGAUUAUGAACGGUUAUCCUCUCGUUCUGGUAGGGAGUCAAAAGGUGGUGGUCAUUAUGAUCAUACAAGACGAGAUAGUGAACAUUUUCGUUCACGAGACUACUCUCGGGAUGUAGAAAAAAGCUCUCGAGAUAAAUAUGAUGGUUCUGGACAUAGAAGUAGGGAUGGGGAUUCCUUAUCUGAGAAACAUGGUUCUGGUAGUAGAAGGCAUGUGAGCUCUAAAGAAAUGGAGAAACAUAGGAAUAUUAGAGACCGAGAUGGUCGAGAUGAGAAGAGAGACAAUAUGAAGCAUUCUAGAGACUACAAAAAUGAACGAGUGCUCUCCCAUGACAAUGCUAGGGGGAACCAGUAUGACUCAUUUUUAGGAAGGGAUGAAAGCAAGCACUGUACAAAAGAAAUUCAUAAGAGUGACCAGAAGGACCUUGAUGAUGAAAAGUUCGCUAAGGAUGAGAGGAAAUAUGAUGGCAGAGAAACUCACUGGGACAAGGGCCACGGUAAAGCUGUUUUGGUAAAUGAAAAUCAAGGAUUGCCUGCUAAGAAACCUAAAUUGGUUAGCUUGGGAAAAGAAGUUAACCACGAACAGGAUGCUGAAGAAAAUCAAUCUUCAACCUCUAAGCAAGAACAGGAUGGAAAAAUGAGUUUAGGACAAGCCCAAAGUGGCGACUCUGAUUUUGCUGCUGACUUCAGUGCUGCAAAAGUUGCUGCCAUGAAAGCUGCUGAAUUAGUUAAUAAGAACCUUGUUGGCGUGGGUUAUAUGACCACCGAUCAAAAGAAGAAGCUGCUGUGGGGGAGCAAAAAGAGUUCUGCUGUAGAGGAGUCCGGACACCACCAGUGGGAUACAGCAUUGUUUACCGAUCGCGAACGGCAAGAAAAAUUCAACAAACUCAUGAGUCUGAGGUUGCCUUGGUGCCUAUGGCCACUUGUAGGGUGUGAAGGGCGAGCUGAAGACGGAGCCCCAACCAACGAACCAAGAUGGCAGCGAACUUCUCCGUGCCGAAAAGCAAAAGGAGCUCCAGAUGGAUUUAGAAAAACAAUACACUGCUGGACUUCGAAGAAGAGACGGUCGAACGGUUGGAUUAGGUCUUUAAGCUUGUUCAGGUCUUUAAGCUUGUUCGUCAUCAGCUGUGGAUUAUUUCUGUGCUUUGAUGAAAUUGUUAUGAGAAUCUUUUGUUUAUGUUGUUGCUGCACAAGAGUUGUGUUGAAUGUGCUUUCAACAGCCUUUAACGUUAUGUUAUUCUCCUCUCCACCUCCCCUUAAGACCAUAGGAUUGUGGGUUUAUGCAUUUAUGAAGGUUAUAAGAUCAUCAGGUUGCCUCCAAUUCCUUGAUUGA
Molecule: messenger RNA, 1900 nt
Organism: Cucurbita pepo subsp. pepo (vegetable marrow)
Lineage: Eukaryota; Viridiplantae; Streptophyta; Magnoliopsida; Cucurbitales; Cucurbitaceae
Source: RefSeq, a predicted model, not a curated record